Chenopodium quinoa (quinoa) is the source of this 1491-nucleotide messenger RNA. Its product is annotated as 2-alkenal reductase (NADP(+)-dependent)-like. Bases 155 to 1207 code for a protein of 350 amino acids. The record is from RefSeq and is a predicted model, not a curated record. Lineage: Eukaryota; Viridiplantae; Streptophyta; Magnoliopsida; Caryophyllales; Amaranthaceae. Gene Ontology annotation, molecular function: 2-alkenal reductase [NAD(P)H] activity. The transcript is spliced from 4 exons.
GAACACCUUUUUUUUUUUACGGGGAAUUGGUUUGAACUUAUACAUGAUCAAAAUUCAAAAUAGAGGUGCUAAACUGCUAAACAUGGUCCACUUAGUUGGCCUAUAUAAAUAAAUCAAAGUUGGAAAGACCCAUUCUUGUCCAAAACAAGAAAUUAUGGAGAACGAAAAUCAUGAAGCAAGAAAUAAGCAAGUAAUAUUGAAGAAUUAUGUAAUCAAACGUUUUCCAAAGGAAUCAGACAUGGAAGUGAAGACUAAUAAGAUUGAGCUUAAACUUCCAGAAUCAUGUUCUAACAAUGAUAUUCUUGUGAAGAAUCUCUACAUCUCUUGUGAUCCUUACAUUCGAAAUCUUAUUAACGAUGACAACAACAUGCCUGCUGCCCAUAGGACUCUUGUUGGAUCGCCAUUGACUGGAUACGCAGUGGCCAAAGUAUUGGAUUCCAAGCACACCAACUACAAGAAAGGCGAUCUAGUAUGGGGAAUUACAAGGUGGGAAGAAUACAGUCUUCUUUCAUCAUCUAACAGCCUAUUCAAAAUCCACCAUGUUGAUGUUCCUUUGUCAUACUACACUGGAAUUCUUGGGAUGCCUGGUAUGACAGCUUAUGCAGGGUUUUAUGAAGUGGGAUCUCCAAAGAAGGGAGAUCGUGUAUUUAUCUCAGCAGCAUCUGGUGCUGUUGGUCAGCUAGUUGGCCAAUUUGCUAAGUUAGCUGGUUGCUAUGUUGUUGGUACUGCUAGCACCAACCAAAAGGUUCACCUUUUAAAGAACGAAUUAGGCUUUGAUCAAGCUUUCAAUUACAAGGAAGAAAAAGAUUUGGAUCUUGCCUUGAAGAGGUAUUUUCCAGAGGGUAUAGACAUCUACUUCGAAAAUGUUGGAGGGAAGCUGCUUGACGUUGUCCUCCUUAACAUGAGACUCCAUGGUAGAAUCAUCGCUUGCGGGAUGAUUUCACAGUAUAACCUAGAGCAAUCUGAUGGUGUUCACAACUUGAGUGUGAUCGUGAGUAAACGAAUUCGAAUGCAAGGAUUUGUAGUUUCUGAUUUCUAUCACCUUUAUCCAAAGUACCUUGAGAUGAUCCUUCCUUUUAUCAAGGCAGGCAAGAUUUCAUAUGUGGAAGACAUUGCUCAAGGUCUAGAGGCUGCUCCUGGAGCUUUAAUUGGUCUUUUCACUGGUCGCAAUGUUGGAAAGCAAGUUAUAGCAGUUGCUCGUGAGUGACUAUUAAUUCUGGAGUAUGAACGAUCUUUCUAUGUCCCCUGAUCUUUGGACGUGCAAUUAAAUUUACCAUCUUAGAAACUGAUUGUGCUAAGUCAAAUAUGUUUUCUUAUUCUUUUUCAUGUUGCUACUUUGGCCAGUAUACCCUUAUUAUUUAUUCAUGUAUCAAUAAAACAAGUCUUCUAAGCCAAGGCAAUGCACAAGUUGUUGAAAGUGCAAUGACAAUAACAAUAACAAUAACAAUAACAAUAAUAAUCCUUUUUUAUAUUGCAACGCGAGAGAGUUAU